AUGGGAAUAAAAGGAUUAUGGGAAUUAAUAAAAGAGAAAGGAAGAGAAAUUGAAGAGAAAGAGAUUGAAGGGAAAAGAGUUGCGAUAGAUACAACACAGUUAAUCAUUAAAUAUAUGAAGAAGAAAGAAGAUGUUAAUACUUCAAUGAUGAAAAUAUUAAUUCAAAGUAGAGAAAAAGGGAUUUAUCCAAUAUUUGUAUUUGAUGGAAAAACAAAGACAUAUCUUAAAGAACGUACAAUCAAAAAAAGGAUGAAACAACAGAAUAAAGAAUAUCAACGAAAGAAAGAAACACAAAGUAAAGAAAUAGAUACUUUAUUUGCUUCUUUUCAAAAAACUAAACCACCUUCUAAUUCAACUAAAAUUAAUGAACAACUACUUUUCUUGAUUAAAAAUGAUAAACAUGAAGAAUCUAAACUCACUCCUAAUAUUUCAUUAAUUCAUUCUAUUAAUUCUAAUCGUACUUCUAUUAAUCAGAUUUAUCAUGACUCUCUUCUUGAUUCUUCUUCUUCUCCUUUUCUUUUCACUCACACUCAAAUUAAUCAUAGAAUUUUAAAUGGCUUUUAA
Messenger RNA from Entamoeba histolytica HM-1:IMSS, 564 nucleotides. RefSeq lists its product as uncharacterized. The record is from RefSeq and is a predicted model, not a curated record. The coding region runs from base 1 to 564 and encodes 187 amino acids. The transcript has a single exon. NCBI's taxonomy places the organism in Eukaryota, Evosea, Mastigamoebida, Endamoebidae. Gene Ontology annotation, molecular function: 5'-flap endonuclease activity.